Penicillium riverlandense is the source of this 915-nucleotide messenger RNA. Its product is annotated as chitin deacetylase. Gene Ontology annotation, molecular function: hydrolase activity, acting on carbon-nitrogen (but not peptide) bonds. The record is from RefSeq and is a predicted model, not a curated record. Lineage: Eukaryota; Fungi; Ascomycota; Eurotiomycetes; Eurotiales; Aspergillaceae. Bases 1 to 915 code for a protein of 304 amino acids. Gene Ontology annotation, biological process: carbohydrate metabolic process. The transcript is spliced from 3 exons.
AUGGCAGCCGCGAUGGAGAUAUUCCCUCUUGUCCUCCGCCCUCCAUGUUUCCUCCUUCACUCCAACCCUAACUGCUCCCUCAUCGUUACCUCCAAACAGCCCUCACUCUCAGUGUCCAACUAUCCCUUACUCACCAUGCAGGUUCUUACCUUCUUGACCGCAGUCCUUUCCUUCACUAUCUUCUCCGCAGCCGCCUCCAUCCCCAAGACCUGGUCCCUCUCGUCCCUUCUAUCCAAUGACACUGUUCAUGCAACCAUCUCACAAGUGCCCAUCGGCGCUGUGAUCGAUCACUGUAUCGUGCCAGGCACAGUCGCCCUCACCUUCGAUGACGGACCAUACAUCUACACACCGCAAAUCCUCGACACCCUCUCUCAACGCGGCGCCCGCGCAACCUUCUUCCUGAACGGCGCGCUCAAGGGCAAUAUCCACGAGUACGCGGAUGUGAUGCGCCGCGCAAUGGCCGAGGGCCACCAACUCGCCUCGCACACAUGGAGCCACCCCUACCUCUUCACCCUCGAUCACGCAGGGAUAGUAUCACAAAUGACGCAACUCGAAGACGCCUUCGCGAGUAUUGUCGGCGUCAUCCCGCGCUACAUGCGCAUGCCCUUUCUGAUGUUCAGUCCUCUCGCGCUUUCCGUCAUGACCGAGCUGGGAUACCAUGUUAUCGGAGCGAGUAUCGAUACCAAGGACUACGAGCAUGACGAUGCCGGCCAGAUCUGGCUGAGUUUUGAGAAGUUUAAGGCUGAGCUGAAUGCCGGUGGCACGGUUGUGCUGGCGCAUGAUGUGCAUUAUAACACUGUUAAUGUGCUGGUGGAGAAUAUGUUGAAUGAGAUUGAGGCUAGGGGGUUGGUUCCUGUUCCCAUUGGUGAGUGUCUGGGGGAUCCGCCGGAGUUGUGGUAUGCUGCGCCGAGGUAG